AAUUCCAUGUGUAUUUAAUGAAUGAUAGGAUCAUUUAGUCAUAAUAUUUAAAUGUGUAAUAUCUUUAGUGUACUAUCGCAUUCAGCUGCAUGUUAGUUAUUGAUCUUAUACUAUACCUACAUAUUUUGUAAAAGUUCUAUCGAGCUCGUUAUGAUUAUAUCGGUUAAUUUGUAUUUUCGAUUGUGAUUUGUUAAGUGCCAAUAAAGCAUAACACAUAUAACAUAGCGUCGGUUUAUCUAAUGUGACAAAGUCAUGCUUUGUAUUAGAUUAUUUAAUGCCCACUAAAUCUACAAAAUGAACCUGUUAUUGUUGAAACCAGAGGAGUUGCACCAUGAUGAGGAGGGUAUAUAUGUAGACGUUACUGAUAAGCGCAAAGUAUCGCAUAUAAAAUAUGUGCUUAAAGCAACAGUUGGCAAGCAGAUUAGGUGUGGUAUAGUGAGUUCCACGAUUGAUGUUGGUACUAUCACAUGUUUGUCACCACAAGCUAUUACUGUACGACUGUCCGACAAGUUUUUAAGUGAUGUACCUCCCGAGCGCCCAUUGAUUGACCUAGUCGUUGGUAUACCUCGCCCUCGUUCCUUGGAUAAGCUUCUUCAGUACAGUGCUAGUAUGGGCGUUGGUCGUAUUUUGCUUGUAUGUUCCUCGAGGGUUGAGUUAGAUUACCUGAAGUCGCAUCAGCUAGAAAUGCAAAACAUAGAGGAGUCCCUGUUGCUUGGCAUGGAGCAGGGUGUAACAACAUACAUGCCCGAAGUUCAGAUACACCGCUCUUUAGGCUCCUUGCAACGUUCAUUAGAGAAGGAGCCAAUGGCAACACGUCUCAUCGCACAUCCCGGAACUGAAGAUACCCUUGGAUCAUUGGGUAUUACAUCGCAUCUAUCCGGUCCAAUCCUUGUGGCAAUAGGUCCAGAAGGCGGUUGGCUUGACCAUGAAGUUGAUUUUUACGCCAGUCUUGGAUUUCGCAAAUUCAACAUUGGUGAGCGUAUACUGAGGGCUGAGGUAGCAGCAGUCGCUAUCAUAUCCCAGCUACAGUUACUACUAAACGACAAGGUUCUCCGACAAGGUCGAGACAGAGCAACAAGGGACCAAUUGUAAUAUUAGUAUGAUAUUCCAUUUAUAUGGACCUUUUUAGACAUAUAGAUACCGAUUGCACCAUCCCAAC
Molecule: messenger RNA, 1159 nt
Organism: Babesia bovis T2Bo
Lineage: Eukaryota; Apicomplexa; Aconoidasida; Piroplasmida; Babesiidae
Product: RNA methyltransferase family protein
Exons: 3
Coding region: 295-1092 (265 amino acids)
Biological process (GO): rRNA base methylation
Molecular function (GO): rRNA (uridine-N3-)-methyltransferase activity
Source: RefSeq, a predicted model, not a curated record